Messenger RNA from Equus caballus (horse), 3219 nucleotides. It is a transcript of the gene XXYLT1, whose product is annotated as xyloside xylosyltransferase 1. The record is from RefSeq and is a predicted model, not a curated record. Gene Ontology annotation, cellular component: endoplasmic reticulum membrane. Lineage: Eukaryota; Metazoa; Chordata; Mammalia; Perissodactyla; Equidae. Gene Ontology annotation, molecular function: xylosyl alpha-1,3-xylosyltransferase activity. Gene Ontology annotation, biological process: protein O-linked glycosylation via N-acetylgalactosamine.
CCCGCCAUGGCCGCCGCCGCCGGGGGAGCUAAGUGGCUGCUGGGGUAGUGGUCUCGGCUGCCGGCGGCUGCUCGGCCCGCCGGCCGUGGCGCAUGGGUCUUCUCCGAGGCGGGCCCCCAUGCGCUCGGGCCAUGGCGCGCCUGGGUGCCGUGCGCUCCCAUUACUGCGCGCUGCUGCUGGCCGCGGCGCUUGCCGUUUGCGCCUUCUACUACCUAGGCUCGGGCCGGGAGACCUUCUCCAGCGCCACCAAGAGGCUGAAGGAGGCCCGCGCCGGGGCCCCCGCCGCGCCGUCGCCGCCCGCGCCGGAUUUGGCGCGGGGCUCCGUGGCGCCGGCCCCGGGCGCCAAGGCCAAGAGCCUGGAGGGCGGCGGGGCCGGGCCGGUGGACUACCACCUGCUGAUGAUGUUCACCAAGGCGGAGCACAACGCCGCGCUGCAGGCCAAGGCCCGCGUCGCGCUCCGCUCCCUGCUGCACCUUGCCAAGUUCGAGGCGCACGAGGUGCUUAACCUGCAUUUCGUGAGCGAGGAGGCCAGCCGCGAGGUGGCUAAGGCCCUGCUGCGGGAGCUGCUGCCGCCCGCCACCGGCUUCAAGUGCAAGGUUGUCUUCCACGAUGUCGCUGUGCUGACGGACAAGCUCUUCCCCGUCGUGGAGGCCAUGCAGAAGCACUUCAGUGCCGGCUCAGGGACCUACUACAGCGACUCCAUCUUCUUCCUCUCGGUCGCCAUGCAUCAGAUCAUGCCCAAAGAGAUCCUGCGGAUAAUUCAGCUGGACCUAGACCUCAAGUACAAGACCAACAUCCGGGAAUUGUUUGAGGAGUUUGACAAUUUCCUGCCAGGCGCCAUCAUUGGCAUCGCGCACGAGAUGCAGCCAGUGUACAGGCACACAUUCUGGCAGUUCCGCCAUGAGAACCCCAAGACCCGGGUUGGGAGCCCUCCGCCCGAGGGGCUCCCUGGCUUCAACAGUGGGGUGAUGCUGCUGAACCUGGAGGCCAUGCGCCAGUCCCCGCUCUACAGCCGCCUCCUCGAGCCGGCGCAGGUGCAGCAGCUGGCUGACAAGUACCACUUCCGCGGCCACCUCGGGGACCAGGACUUCUUCACCAUGAUUGGCAUGGAACAUCCCGAGCUCUUCCAUGUGCUGGACUGUACCUGGAACCGGCAGCUUUGCACCUGGUGGAGGGACCACGGCUACAGUGAUGUUUUCGAGGCCUACUUCCGGUGUGAGGGCCACGUCAGGAUCUACCAUGGGAACUGCAACACCCCUAUCCCAGAGGUCUAGGUCCGUUCUGGCCGGCCGUGCCCUCGGGCCUCUGGAUCUGGGGAAAGGGGAGGGGCGCCUCCGGGAUAGGCCCCAGGGCAGCGUCUGAACUCCUAGAGGGACACUGCAGGGAUGUCCUUUAUGAUCAGGUGCUGCAGCUCUCCCACCCUGCAGGUCGCUGUCCUGAGGCUGCAGGGUGACAACUGGCCUGCACAUUGCUGGUACUCAGGACCAUUUUCCUCCAGGGAACCAGGCAUCGUGAAGGGCAAACAGGGAGAUAUCUUCCCAUGGGCCAGGAAGAGAAGCAAGGAAAGAAAAUGGUGCCUCUUGCCUUCAGCCCCUAAAGAAUGGAAAUCAUUUUAAGAACCAGCCUUUCUUGGACCAAAUAUAAAUUUAUUUUAAAUUGACAGGAGAGAAAGAACAAACAGUACUACAGGAGCUCCCAGUGAGCUCUAAAUGCGCGAGCCAGGGUUUGAACAAGCAGCCCAGAAUUUUAAGCGUCCAAACGAAUGCCGACCUUGCACGGGCGCACCCCGGGAGGUCGUGUGCUUCUUCCCUGAUGCUCACAUUGCCUGGUGUAGGUGUCAAGAUCACCACCUCUGGGGAGGGCCUUCAGCACCAACUGUGGCCCAUGUAAGAAAACUGGGCUCAUUUUUCCAGCUUUUAUCUCCCAACUGCAUACCAGAACAUCAUUAUCUCUUAUUCAUCUAAGCCAGCUCCGGGUGACCAGACUGUGCUCAGAAAUCAAAUCCGCUAUCAAAGCACAGAGAUUGGCCACCCCCAAGGAUGUGCAGUAGAAUCGUCUAGACUGGGAGGACUCAUUCCAAGGAGGAGCCCAGCAGUGCCCAAGCAAAACCAUGUGGCUUGGAAGGGGUGUCACUCUUAGGCUUGUAAGCAUUCUAGUCUCUUUGUUUAGAGAAAUCAUCCUCGUGAUUAUCUUCUUGUACCAUGUCAGACCCUAUACCUUAGAAGAAAUUAGGGUGUCCUUUCUUUAUUUCUUCCUUCAAUGCGUUCUCCUAUAAGUGAGCUACAGAUGUGGAGCCGCUGGUCCAUGUUGUAGAGCCCAGCUGAGGUCCUGGGGGAAGAAAUGUUGUUGGCCUUUUAUCUUAUUUUAUUUCAAUUUCAUUGACUCUUUUAUUUCUUCUCGCUGUGGGUGAGAAUAGCUAAUAAAUAAUCUUUGAGAACACAGUGACUUAGGUUGUUUGUUCUCUGAUCACAGUUUUCCGCUCCGCGAAGGUUCUGAGUCAGGAGUGUAAUCGGUGUCACUCAGAGUCUUCCUCUCCACGUGAUCGAGCUGCGUGUGCUCACAGCGGGUCCCUGAGAACGAAGGGGGAGCACUUCUGAGGGGGUGACGUGGAGGGUAGAAGUGCUGUAUUGGGUUCAAAAUAGAGGAUCAUUUCGUUCUAGGUAUUGGCAGGACCAUCUGCUCCUGGGUGCCAAAACAGCCCCAUCACUUCUCAUCCAGCUUACCCCAAACCAUGCGAUGAUGUCAUCCCCUGACAAAAUGGAGCAUGUUUCUUCCCUAACUCUCGGCUCUGACAGAACCGCUCUGUUUUCUUAGAUACUUGAUUUCCUAUUUAUAGCUACCAAUUACUGAAUGCCUGCUGUGGGCCAAGCAUUGUAUUGGAGGAUGUAUAUACACUAUUUGAUAACCUUACGAAAACUCACGAAGGUAAUUCGGAUUCUAAAACUUAUUGUAUAAAAAUAAUGAGAUGUGGACAGAGAGUCACUGUUUAUCACAGCAUCUUUUUUAUAAUAGAAAAAAAUUACAAGCAACUUAAAAUGUUGAAUAGGGGAGUGGAUACAUAAUGUAUGUAACAUUCAUAUAAUGGAAAGGUUUAGGCAUCAAAAAUCAUAUUUUUGAAAAAUGUUUAAUACCUUGAGAAAUGCUUACAAUGUGCUAUUAAGAAUGCAAAAUACAAGAUUAUAUGUAUAAUAUGAUCCUAAUUUUAUUUUUAAAAUUACA